GAGAGGGACCCGGAUGCUGAUGCGAGAGAGGCGAAGGAAGAGCGGAGAGAAAAUAUCGAUUUACGGCAAAGAUUCAGAAGGGGAGCGUCAUGCAGUGGGCCUUGACACUGCGUGAACUCAAAUAAUUACAAAGGACCAAAAGAGUUUGAGAUUAGCCCGCCAUAAUCUGUGGAUAUUUGUGUUUUGUACCUGUGUGCGGAGCGGUGAUGGGGAGGACACUCCAGAGGAGAGCGCAGAAGAUGCUGUGAUCCGCUACUUGAGGGAGAGACGGGGAGAGUCAGGGAGGGGGGGCGCUAGGCUACGCUAAAGAUGCUAGAAAGAAUAAGCACUUCAACUCCAAAUAAUGUGACAAUGUGGCGACAGGGCUACAAAACGUAUCGUUGGUCGAUGUCCAGAAACUUGUGGAACUGUGAAUUAUUUUGACAGGCGGUGUUGGUCAAGGCGUCGAAGCUAAAGCUAGCCUCACAGCUCUAGGUGAGCUGAGGCUAAUAUAGCAUGUUUUAAACCUAAAAUACAACGCUGUUGUAUUUUUAGACUAUUUCACUGACGCAUUUAGGUUUAUGUGCUUUAAAUGGGAAAUCAUUCUCGCUUCAAAUUUGAAUAAAGGCUUGACUGGAGGCAUUGUGAUGUCAUUAGGCCUAUGUAAAUAUGUGGUAGAUAUGCACAAGAUAAACAAACUUCUAGACUUUAAUCAAACUUAUUCGUUUUGUUAAAUUGGUAAUAAACUACUUGUUCGCCAUUUAGAGCACUGUUACAGAAUGUUCAUUAGAUAAGUUUAGGCCUCAUGCAGGAAUUCUGUAGUAAAUUCUAUCAACCAAUAUGUAAAAAGAUAAUGUUAUUGUGUCAAUGAAAUUAUUCGUGAUAUAGAUUAAACCUCAUAUUAAUAUAUUGGCCCUCCAUGAUCAAAUUUGCUGUUGCAAUAGCUACAGUGCUGUAUAAGUCCUGGUAGUCGUCCCUCAGCAUCCUUUUAAGCAUUAUGAGUAAGGAACUGUCACUAAGUCAGUCUGCUCAAUAUGUUGGGCCCUAUCGACUGGAGAAAACAUUGGGAAAGGGGCAGACAGGCCUGGUCAAGCUGGGGGUCCACUGUAUUACGGGUCAGAAGGUAGCCAUUAAAAUAGUCAACAGAGAAAAACUCUCAGAGUCAGUACUUAUGAAGGUGGAAAGAGAGAUUGCCAUUCUUAAACUGAUUGAGCACCCGCAUGUGUUAAAGCUGCAUGAUGUCUAUGAAAAUAACAAAUACCUAUACUUGGUACUGGAGCAUGUGUCUGGCGGAGAGUUGUUUGACUAUCUGGUUAAAAAGGGCAGACUGACUCCAAAAGAGGCACGGAAGUUCUUCAGGCAGAUCAUUUCUGCUUUGGAUUUCUGCCACAGUCACUCCAUUUGUCACAGAGACUUGAAGCCUGAAAACCUGCUCUUAGAUGAGAAAAACAACAUCAGGAUUGCAGACUUUGGCAUGGCCUCCCUACAGGUGGGAGACAGUCUGCUAGAAACCAGUUGUGGGUCACCUCAUUAUGCCUGCCCUGAAGUUAUACGGGGUGAAAAAUACGAUGGUCGAAGAGCAGAUGUGUGGAGCUGCGGAGUUAUCCUCUUUGCUCUUCUAGUGGGCGCCUUGCCGUUUGACCACGACAAUUUACGCCAACUGCUGGAGAAGGUGAAGAGCGGAGUGUUCCAUAUGCCACACUUUAUUCCUCCAGACUGCCAGUCGCUGCUCAAGGGCAUGAUCGAGGUCAACCCAGAAAAAAGGCUCACGCUUGAAUGCAUUCAAAAGCAUCCUUGGUAUCAGGGUAGCCGUAGUGAGCCAUGUCCUGAGCAGCCCCCUCCCAGACGAGUGUGUGUAAGACGAAUCCUGUCCCUGACUGAGCUGGACCCAGAUGUGUUGGACAGUAUGCACUCACUGGGGUGCUUCAGAGACAGAGUCAAACUCACCCGGGACCUGCAAUGUGAAGAAGAAAACCAGGAGAAACUUAUUUACUACCUACUGCUGGACAGAAAGGAGCGUUACCCUAGUUAUGAGGAUGAGGAUUUGCCCCCACGCAAUGACAUAGUAGACCCCCCACGGAAGCGUGUUGACUCUCCAAUGUUGACACGCCAUGGGCGCUGUCGCCCUGAGAGGAAAAGUCUGGAGGUCCUGAGUGUGACUGAACAGGGGUCUCCCACCCCUCCUCGCAGGGCUUUAGACACAGCUGCCCACAGCCAGAGGUCUCGUUCAGUCAGUGGAGCAUCAACUGGUCUCUCGUCAAGUCCUCUGAGCAGCCCUCGGUCCUAUCAGAGCCCUGUGUUCACUUUCAGCCAAUCAGAUGUCACUUCAGCUUCUACUACCCCUCACAAAAAGGAGACCAAACAGGGGAGCACCACCACUCAACGCCUGGCACGCGCUCCUGAAAAGCCUAAAGCUUCCCAGACUCCAAAGACACAAACCUUACCCACCAAAGGACCCACUGAGCGCCCACAUCUGCAGCCCAUCAAAUCCCUGCCCCUCCACAACCCAUCUUCACCUUCCCCAUCUCCCCUCCUCUCACCCAUUCCUCGCUUCUUCUUCCCGUCGUCCUCUGUCCUAAAGUCUGUGACAAAGAGCUUCUACCCAAACUGUGCCCACUCUGUGCCGCAGGUGACGCCUCAGGGCUCGCCACUACCCACACCGCUGGGCACCCCUGUCCACCACCCUCACCACCCUUCCUCCACCCCGCCCUCCUCUUCCUCGUCCUCAUCCUCUUCGCGGGCCGAUGGAGGGGGAGGCGUGGGUUCACUAUCACUCACCCCUCCCUCCAGUCCUGGGGGAGGGAGUGGCAUGGCAGCCAGUAGCUCCGCCCACUGGAGAACCCGCCUCAACUCAUUUAAGAACAACCUGCUCGGGUCUCCGCGCUUUCAUCGCCGCAAAUUGCAAGUUCCAACGUCGGAGGACAUGUCCAGUUUAACACCAGAAUCAAGCCCAGAACUGGCUAAGAAGUCCUGGUUUGGGAAUUUCAUUGGCUUAGAAAAAGAGGAGCAGAUCUUUGUGGUGAUCCGAGAUAAACCCUUGAGCUCUGUCAAAGCCGACAUAGUCCACGCCUUUCUGUCUAUCCCGUCCCUCAGCCACAGCGUCCUCUCGCAGACCAGCUUCAGAGCCGAGUACAAGUCCUCCGCCGGCCCCUCCGUCUUCCAGAAGCCCGUCAAGUUCCAGGUGGACAUUGCCUUCUCCGAGAGCGAGAGAGAGCGUGGCGACAGGGAGAGCAGGAGGGAGACGGGGAUCUACAGUGUGACGUUCACCCUCAUAUCAGGUCCGAGUCGCAGGUUCAGACGAGUGGUGGAAACAAUUCAAGCGCAACUUCUCAGCUCCCAUGAUCAGCCGUUGAUGCAAGCCCUAUGUGAUGAGAAGAACGGCCGGCCCCACGGGACCCCCACCCGCCAAAAUUCCAGGCGCUCUGAGGGUGGGGGCGACCGGUGUGACUGGGGAGACCGCACAGAUGGCAGUGGAAUCGGAGGCAGUGGAGGAGUCCUGCAGCGUAGAGGCUCAGCCAAAGAGAGGACCCGACUUCUAUCCUCCAACGGAACACAGUCCCAGCCCUAAGGAAGUGGACCAUGGGACAUCUGGACCUCAGCAGAAAGAAGACAAUAUAACCUCUACUUUGUGUCCCUUCCACUCAUCAGUAACUCCUAUCCUUUCUUAAAUAAGCUAUAGAAAGUUCUUGUCUAUAGCAAGGACGGAGCCAUUUUCACAGUGCGCUUUUUUCCAGUACUUGGUAUCACCAAAAUUCCUUUCACCGGAAACAGUGUAGUCAUCACUGUAUUCAGUAAUUACUCUCAAAUAAACCAUUUAAUAACAUAAAUUCUGCUUCAUAGAUCACAUAGCAAUUCUGAAGUGCAAAUGUGCAUGCCAGUUAGCAAACCAGCCUGCUAAUAGUCACACUUCUAAAGUAUUUGAUGCCAAAAAGAAUCAAAAGAACCAUUACCCUGCAGCAAUCACAAACAAUAAGCCACCCAUGUGGAAAGAAUCCAUGAGUGGUCCUAGGUGUAGGAAUAGACCUUUUCCAAUAGUUCUCUCUUGUCAAAGUAACCUCUGUGAAUGUUUAUUUAUUUAUUCAUUUUUUGUAUUUAUUUAUCAUGAUGAAGAUGUCUACAAGAAAAUCUCCAGCGUUGUAAAAGGGACUUUUGUUUUUGAUUUCAUCAAGAACAACUUGAAGCAAUGCUUCCAUUUUAAAGUGGACCCUUCUUAUUCUGAAGAUUAAAUAUUUUUUAUUUGAACAUAUAUUGACAAUUAUGACAUGGAAGAUUACACUAUUCGUGAAUAGUGAUUUGUGG
Periophthalmus magnuspinnatus is the source of this 4278-nucleotide messenger RNA. RefSeq names its product serine/threonine-protein kinase BRSK2-like. Gene Ontology annotation, biological process: protein phosphorylation; microtubule cytoskeleton organization; intracellular signal transduction. The coding region runs from base 977 to 3547 and encodes 856 amino acids. Gene Ontology annotation, molecular function: ATP binding; tau-protein kinase activity; protein serine/threonine kinase activity. The transcript has 19 exons. The record is from RefSeq and is a predicted model, not a curated record. Lineage: Eukaryota; Metazoa; Chordata; Actinopteri; Gobiiformes; Gobiidae. Gene Ontology annotation, cellular component: cytoplasm.